AUGAAGAUUAGAGCAGGACUACUGGUGGGCUACGACGGAAGCGGAUACCACGGGCUUCAGUUUAACAAGGAGUUGGACACGAUUGAGAAGAAGGUGGUGGACUGUCUUCUCAGUGUGGGCGCCAUCAGCGAAAGAAAUGCAGAAGACCCGAAGAAGAUACACAUCAAGUCAUCUUCAAGGACGGACAAAGGUGUCCACGCCGCAUUCAACCUCAUCUCAGUGAAGAUAGAGGUCUGCAUCACGCCAGAGCUGGUUUCCAGGCUCAGAACACUCCUUUCACAAGAAGGAAUCCACCUGUAUGACAUUGUGAAGCUUACAAAAAGCACUGUCCCCUCCAAGCAAGCAAUUUCAAGGACCUACGAGUAUGUCGUUCCAACGUUCUUCCUCACAGAGGGCAAUUUCAGUGAGGAGGCAGAGGCACUGAAGCAAAAGGAUGGGGAGCAUAGGGCUGGAGGAAUAAAGAGAGAUUAUCCUGAGGAUGUGGUGGAAAGUGUGACUGGAUAUAGAUCCUCCCCAGAUGACAUCAAGGCCUUUGAGUCCAUUCUCCAAAAGUACAUAGGAACCAAGGACUUCCAUAACUUCACCAAGCUCAACAACGAAAAGGGCACCAAGAGAUACAUCAAGUCGAUCACAAUCACAGAUCCAUAUGUAAGCGAGGAUGUCGAGUACGUAAGGAUAUCAAUCACAGGACAGAGCUUCCUACUCCAUCAAAUCAGAAAAAUGGUGCUUUUUGCAGUGCUGCUAUGCAAGUAUUCCAGAAACUCUGUAGACCAGAAGUUCAGCAUAGCGUUCAACAAGCAGAAUGUUCAUGUUCCAAAGGGCCCAUCAGAGUAUCUCCUCCUUGACAAGCCUGUGUUCCACAAGCUGAGAAGAGGAGACGGAUCCACAGAGGACAUAGACGUCAGCGACAGUGACAGAGAAGAGUAUAAAAGAAGCUUCAUAUACCCAAGAAUCCAUCAGAGAAAAAACCUCAUUGGGUUCUUUGCAUGCUUGGACUCUGUAAGGUUCCACAAGGAGAAUAUAGCAUUUAUUGAUUAG
Encephalitozoon hellem ATCC 50504 is the source of this 1038-nucleotide messenger RNA. Its product is annotated as pseudouridine synthase. Gene Ontology annotation, biological process: tRNA pseudouridine synthesis; mRNA pseudouridine synthesis. The record is from RefSeq and is a predicted model, not a curated record. NCBI's taxonomy places the organism in Eukaryota, Fungi, Microsporidia, Unikaryonidae. The coding region runs from base 1 to 1038 and encodes 345 amino acids. The transcript has a single exon. Gene Ontology annotation, cellular component: nucleus. Gene Ontology annotation, molecular function: pseudouridine synthase activity; RNA binding.